Cadophora gregata is the source of this 2446-nucleotide messenger RNA. RefSeq lists its product as uncharacterized. Gene Ontology annotation, biological process: lipid metabolic process. The transcript has a single exon. The record is from RefSeq and is a predicted model, not a curated record. Bases 90 to 1490 code for a protein of 466 amino acids. NCBI's taxonomy places the organism in Eukaryota, Fungi, Ascomycota, Leotiomycetes, Helotiales, Ploettnerulaceae.
ACCUCAACUCUCAACCGCCCCCCCUCUCUCUCUCUCUCUCUCUUUCAACAGAGAACAAACACAACGACUAUGUGACGGACCUCCUCAAGAUGCUAUAUCCAAGCAUCACCACCACUCUCCUCGCGAGCAUCGCAACCCUCCCUCUAACCACCGCACACCCCUCCCCAAUCCCCACACCCAACGAACCCAGCACCCACCCGUCCAACAUCUCCAUCUCCCUCUUCGCCGAACUCGAAGAGCUCGCCCGCAUAGUCGACAUCUCCUACUGCGUCGGCACAACCGGUAUCUCCAAGCCCUUCUCCUGCGCCAGCCGCUGCGACGAGUUCCCGUCCUUCGAACUCGUCGAUACGUUCAACACGGGCCCGCUCAUGAGCGAUAGCUGUGGGUAUAUUGUGCUGGAUCAUGGGACGGGGAGGCCAGGCAAGGGAAGGAUAUUGGUGGCGUUUAGGGGCACGUAUAGUAUUGCGAAUACGAUUGUGGAUUUGAGUACGGUGCCCCAGGAAUACGUCCCGUAUCCUGAUAGUCCGGAUAAUUCGAGUGAGUCGCAUGAGCAUCAGCAUCAGCGGCGGCCGGAGUUGGGGAGGCAGGGUGAGAGGCAUAGGUUUUCGUGGAGGGAUUUGCUUCCUGGGCGUUGGAGGGGGAGACAGAGCGCUGUGAAGGAGGAGGAUUUUAAGGUGGAGGACAAGCAUGAGGAGGUGAAAUGCACGAAUUGCACAGUGCAUACUGGAUUCUGGACUUCCUGGCAAAACACUCGCCCGUUCAUCCUCCCGUACAUUAAGCUCCUACACGAGAAAUACCCCGACUACAGACUGGAUCUGGUAGGGCACUCACUAGGCGGCGCAGUUGCCGCGCUCGCUGGCCUGGAGUUCAAUUCCAUGGGCUUGAAACCAAUAGUCACCACAUUCGGCGAGCCGAAAGUCGGCAAUAAUGGACUGCGGAAUUACAUCGAUGUGGCAUUCAAAUUACCAUCUGAGCAUGAUUCGCAUUCGAAGAAGGGAGAGCUGAAAAGUGGCCGGUAUAGAAGAGUCACGCACGUCGAUGAUCCGGUCCCGCUUCUGCCGCUCCAGGAAUGGGGAUAUCGCUCACAUGCUGGGGAGCAUUUUAUCGCGAAAGCGUCGUUGCAACCUACUGUGGAUGACAUUCGCUUGUGUUACGGAGAUGAGGAUACAGAGUGUAUUUCUAGUGCGGAGGUUGAGGAGUCGUGGUUCAAGCAUGAAGGUGCAAAUGAUGCAGUUGAGGUGUAUAAUGAUGCUGAUGGCGACGUGGAAUUGGACUCAAAGAGCAGUAAUGAAGAGGUGGGAAUCGAAAAGAGAUGGGGGAUUCCUAUACCGGCUCGCUAUAAGAUGUGGCAGCUCUUCUUCGCCCACAGAGAUUAUUUCUGGAGAUUGGGCCUCUGUGUCCCUGGUGGCGAUCCACUGGAUUGGGGAAGGGAUAAAUAUAAGUUUGGGGAUGAGGAUGAGCAGGGACAGGUAGAGAGGGAGGAGUUGUAAUUGUGCUACUUCGAAGGGAAAGAACGGCCUGGGGAGAUUAGGCGGGAAAAGAAAAGGAAACGAGAAAAACGAUUGCAAAAUGUAUACGAUAUCCUGGUUAGCUGGUUUUGCGUCUGGACAUGCUUCUUGGAGUCAAGGGAGCGCAAGCGCUGGCGUUUUGGAUGGAUUAACUUUGAUUGAAUGGAUGGACUGUCAACCAAUCACUUUUCCUUCCCUAUCUUUGUAUUGGACUUGGAGCGCGCAAGACACAAUUUGCAUACUCUGAAUUUUGCUAGCUGUCACUCUAGCUAUCUAGGCACGAGCAAGAAAAAAUGACAACAAGCCACGAACGGAACAGAUUCAAGGACGAAACAAAUCAGUUGGCAAGCACAAGCUGUGGCCGAUGCCAGAAAUCUGCUCGUGAUACCGCUUGGAGCUCCAUUUCCACGCAGAUCUAGCCCAGUCGUUACAGAUCGAGUAAGUCUAAAUAAAAUAAUCAACUCCUCGCGUACAUUAUUUACCUCCCAUCUGUCGCUUAUUCCUCCUCCCUGCCGUCAAAAACCCCCGAGCCCCCCCGGCCGCCCUUUCGGUGAAGGACCCACAUUUACUUAGCUUCACGUGCUUCGCUUAUCUUUGUUUUGUUGCAUAUCGCAUCCGCGACUAGCGUAUUUAAAGUAUACCACGCUGAGGGAACACCGCAAUGCCGCACGUAAUUUUUACUUCAAUUCCAUCUUACAAGGUCCAGGUUUCGUAACUUACUCGUCCAAGAGGGAAAAGGGAAAUGGGGGUUUAUGUUAUGUGAGGGGGAUUGGUCGUAUGGAUUUAUUGUGCAUGUUGAGUGGAACUUCGUUUCUGCCGAUUGAUUGCAUAUGAUGGGUGGAGAGGCUCUUGGGCUGUUAAAAUACCGUUGGGUGCAUAGAGAAAACAUGGUCAGAUGUAGAGCCAUUGUUAACUGAUCGUUCCCUGCCAACCUGGUA